Cladocopium goreaui is the source of this 339-nucleotide messenger RNA. NCBI's taxonomy places the organism in Eukaryota, Dinophyceae, Suessiales, Symbiodiniaceae. The record is from the annotation of a GenBank genome assembly.
AUGGCGAAGGACGGGUACGAGAAGCCGGCCUCCACUGGCCUUGCUGCCGGCCUGAACAAGGGUUUCAUUGUCACCAGAAGGCCGUUGAAGACCAAGCCUUCCUACCGCAAGGGCAAGAAGGGUGGCAAAGUGGGCCUGAUUCGUGAGGUGGUCCGUGAGGUCGUGGGCUUUGCGCCAUAUGAGAGGCGCAUGAUUGAGCUGCUGAAGAUUGGUUCAGCUGCCACCUUCAAGCGUGCCCUGAAGCUGGCCAAGAAGAGGCUUGGAACCCACCGCCGUGGCAAGAAGAAGCGAGAGGAGAUGACGGAGGCUGUGGCCGCCAUGCGCCGCAAGGGACAUUAG